CCUGUUGCUGCAUUAGCCGAGUUGUAUUUUGCUAGAUAGGAGAAGGAGGGUUGUCUGCUGUCUGGUAGGAGGGCUUUGUCUGUGUGUGCCUUUCUCUCUCUCUCUCUGUCUCUCACACUCUCGCUUGCUCUCUCUCUCUUGCUCUCUCUCCCUUUCCCGUCUCUGUGGUUUGUAAGGUAGGUUGCAGUGUGUGUAUAUACACAACAUCAAGAGCAGGAAAAUGGACUCAUUAGGGAGGCAGGCAGUCAUUACCAUUCACACUGCACUUCCAGGGAGACAGCGACUAUGAGGAGACAAACUGAGGACUGGGGAGCAAGCAGCACAGAAAAGAAGUGUUAAGAUCUGCUUUUUACCCUUUUGGAAUCCGAAGAAGAAAGGGAAUUGCUGCUUCUUCUCUGACAACAAUCCGAAGAAUUCAACCCUGCAUCCCAUCCCAUCUUGUUGAUUCCCAUUUGGCUAUGUGAGUGCCUGAAGUUACAUUUUAGAUGCUGAAAUCACUGCACCUUAAAAACAAAAAAGAUUGAGCUGCACUGCAUUCCUCUUCCAUCAUGUUAUGAUGAAUUCCAGAAUGAUGGAGUUUCGGAUGUCCCUGUGACUAAUAAAAACCAUACAAGAAAGCAAAGAUUUGUCCAUUUUGUGAAAGAGAGUUUCAGCAUUUGAGACAUAUUAUUUCUCCAUCUUAAGGGAAGAGAGAAAGCAUCUAAAGGUCAGUAUUACCUGCACAGACUGGCAGCCGAUCUCCAGGGUUUCAGAAAGGAGGCGUGCCCCAUCCUACCUGGAAGGAGAGAAACUCCUGAGAAGCUAAGUUCUCUGCCUCGGCACUCCCUGUGGAUCCUUGUGAACUCAAAAAGCUGAGGCAGGCAUAGCAGCCAAGCCUUGUCACUCUCGAGAGGGAGAGAGGCUCCUUCGUCAUCACUUGGAACAGGAACUACAACCCUGAAAACAGUGAAUGCUGUGGAGUUAUACAACACCAAACAGUAACAGGAUCAUUUGUUAUAAGACAAGCAAGCACCUUCACACAAUUUUGCUGAAGGCCCAUGCAUGACCAAGUUUGCGUAAGAGCCAGCAAGCAGACUUUGCAAAUCCCACAUCCUGGACUCUUGCUCUCAUAAAAAGCCCACGCUGCUUCAUCAAAUUACAGGCACAGCUUUUCUCCAUUCUCUGCCCCAAUGAAUGUCUGCACUAGGCCCAAAGCUUCGAGUGAUUUUCCUGAAGAGUGAUACCAUUCAGAAACCACUGAAGAAACCCAAGACAGCUGAAAAACAGAAGGAGUCUGAGGAGAAUGAGAUUACGCAGACGGGUGCAUACAGCGCCAAGUUGGGCCUUCCCUGCCUGAACUUUGAAACUGUCCCAUCUCUUAGCCCAGCUUUCAUCCAUUCAUCACAUUCACCAACAACUCUGCAGGCACACACAGGGUCACCUGAUUGUAACAUUAGUUGCAAGGGGAUGACAGAGCGCAUUCACAGCAUCAACCUCCACAACUUCAGCAAUUCUGUGCUCGAGACCCUCAACGAGCAACGCAACCGUGGCCACUUCUGUGAUGUGACGGUCCGCAUCCACGGAAGCAUGCUGCGCGCCCACCGUUGUGUGCUGGCGGCUGGCAGCCCCUUCUUCCAGGACAAGCUGUUACUGGGCUACAGCGACAUUGAAAUUCCCUCUGUGGUGUCAGUCCAGUCAGUGCAAAAGCUCAUUGACUUCAUGUACAGUGGGGUGCUGCGAGUCUCACAGUCUGAGGCCUUGCAGAUCCUCACAGCAGCCAGCAUCCUGCAGAUCAAGACUGUGAUUGAUGAGUGCACACGGAUUGUCUCACAAAAUGUGAGUGACAUCUAUCCAGUGAUCCAGGAUUCUGCCCAGGAGACACCCCGAGGGACUCCUGAAUCAGCCACUUCGGGGCAGAGCAGUGACACAGAGUCUGGCUAUCUGCAGACCCAUUCACAGCACAGCGUAGACAGGAUCUACUCAGCUCUGUAUGCCUGUUCUAUGCAGAAUGGCAGCGGAGAGCGUUCAUUCUACAGUGGUGCAGUGGUCAGCCACCAUGAAACAGCACUGGGGCUUUCCAGAGACCAUCACAUGGAAGACCCAAGCUGGAUUACACGGAUCCAUGAGCGUUCACAGCAAAUGGAGCGGUAUCUCUCCACCACACCAGAAACAACACACUGCCGGAAGCAACCACGUCCAGUUCGAAUCCAGACCCUGGUGGGCAAUAUUCAUAUUAAGCAAGAGAUGGAGGAUGACUAUGACUACUAUGGACAGCAGAGAGUGCAAAUCCUUGAGCGCAAUGAGUCUGAGGAAUGCACUGAGGACACUGAUCAAGCAGAAGGCACUGAGAGUGAGCCCAAGGGGGAGAGCUUUGAUUCUGGAGUCAGUUCCUCUAUUGGCACUGAACCAGAUUCUGUUGAGCAGCAAUUUAUGGCUGGUCUCAGCCGAGAAGGUCAGCAAGAGCCUUCUCAAGCAGAACAAAAUGAUGCUUCUGCUGAAGGCACUCAACAGCAGCAACUAGUAGCCAACUCUUCCUCACCAGAGAGAGGCAAUGACAUUGAAAGGGACAGCACAGUGCUUACCAUUACUAACAGUACUGAAAAGGGGACUUUGCAGCCUUCUAUCACUACAACUGUUGCCCAACCAUUGCCAAGUACCCAGCUCUACUUACGCCAGACAGAAACCCUCACCAGCAAUCUGAGGAUGCCGCUGACCCUGACCAGCAACACACAAGUCAUUGGCACAGCUGGCAAUACCUACCUGCCCGCACUCUUUACUACACAGUCUGCUGGCAGUGGCCCUAAACCUUUCCUCUUCAGCCUGCCCCAGCCCUUAGGUCAACAGACACAGUUUGUGACUGUGUCGCAGCCUGGCCUGUCUACAUUUACUGCCCAACUGCCAGCCCCACAACCCCUGGCUCCUUCUGCAGGCCACAGCACAGCAGGUGGACAGGGUGAAAAAAAGCCUUAUGAGUGUACCCUCUGCAACAAGACUUUUACCGCCAAACAGAAUUAUGUCAAGCACAUGUUUGUACAUACAGGAGAGAAGCCUCACCAAUGCAGCAUUUGUUGGCGAUCUUUCUCCCUAAAGGAUUACCUAAUCAAACACAUGGUAACACACACCGGUGUCCGAGCCUACCAAUGCAGCAUCUGUAACAAGCGUUUUACCCAGAAGAGCUCCCUAAAUGUACACAUGCGUCUCCAUCGCGGAGAGAAAUCCUAUGAAUGCUACAUCUGCAAGAAAAAAUUUUCACACAAGACCCUGCUCGAAAGACAUGUGGCUCUGCACAGUGCCACCAAUGGAACACCUAGCACAACAGGCACUGGAGCAAGGGCUCUCCCUGCUGGAGUGAUGGCCUGCACAGAGGGAACCACGUAUGUCUGCUCUGUUUGUCCAGCUAAGUUUGACCAAAUUGAGCAUUUCAAUGACCACAUGAGGAUGCAUGUUUCAGAUGGAUAAGUAUUCUCUGUUAUGAACAAAACCCAACCAGAGAAACAACAAAAAGCUAUGGCACUAGAAUUUAAGAUUUUAUUUUUUUUUUCAUUUUUACUUUUGGUUUAUUUCAUUUCAUUUUUGUAUUACAUGAAGAACUGUUUUUUGCCUGCUGGUACAUUACAUUUCUGGAAGCUGGGUGAAUAGUAAUUAUUCCAGCCUUCCUUUGAUGGUGGCCUUAAGGCCAGAUAGUGCUUCAGGAGAUCUACUGGUUGGAUCUCUAGCUACUGGCCUCUAAAUACAACCCUUCUUUACUACAAAAAAAAAAAAAACUUUAAAAAAAAUCUUUUUUGUCACUUGUGAAGAGCACUACAAAAAAAAAAUCGACAAAAGCAGAAGUAUAUAAUGAAAUCUACAAGGCCUACUGUCGUAAGUACACCACUUGCAGUGUUUCAGUGGACAGAUUCACAAUUCUGACCGCUUUGGACUUCACAGUAUCCAGUUAAAUCUGUGGAAUAGAACUGUAUGGUUGAGCAACAACCACAGAAAACAGGCCCUACUGGAUUCCAACAUUAGUCUUGCUAUCAUAAAAAGGGCUGUGGAGAAGGGCAAGGGAGUUUGGGUUGGUUGGAUGGUGUGGAGUCCCUGCAGGAUGGGGAAGGCGAAUCAUAGGUUCCUCUUGUGGAUUCGGUUCCAUUCCACACAUUCUGAUUUAUGAUCCCCAACUUCUUUCCCCCCACUAACACCAACUCCAUCUUUAAUCAAAACCUAGGAAUAAGAAGGUAAGAAUGAGGUGAGAAAAGGUGGCUUUUUGUAAUUUAUUCAGUGUCUUUGCUGAGCCUAGGGCCUCAGCACAAUCAAUGGGACUUUGUCAACUAUCAGAAAGAAACAUCAAAAGGAAAAGAUUUCAAGUGUUUUUUCACCUAGUGUUCUAGGUACAAGAGAAGGAUUAGCUCCCACACCUUAGGGGUAAAAUCAAAAAGGCUGCAUCAAGAUUUACUCUUGUGGAGGGAAGUAAAGUAGAAGUGAGUGGGGAGUAACUAAAAAAGAGUUCUCAAGAUUUUUUUUUAAUUCAAAAUUUUAUAGAGGGACAGAAGUGGUGUUUACCAGAUAGAGUGCUGAUUUUUUAAAAAAAAAUAUAUUUACCACAGUAUUUGUGUAAAAAAACAAAAAAAAACAAAAGUGUAACCUUGUUAAAGUAAUUUUUGUUUUCUCUUUUGUUUUGCAUACACUGCCACUAAUACCUGCUCAAUUUGCUCCAUGUAACUGAAUAUAUAUGUGUGUGUGUAUGUUUAUAUAUUAUUUAUAUAUACAUACCUACACACACACACACACACUCACACACAUAUUUUAUUUUAGAUAAGGACUGUUAAGAUUAGGUAUCCUGCUUCCAAAUAGCAAGAGGGAAAAGAAGGGAGAGGUGAUCGCAAUGUGUUGUUUCAAAGAAGACAAAACUUAUGCCAACUUUUUCUAUUGUUUAUUGUUUUAUUAAUUUGAAAAUAAUAGCCUGGGAGUAGAAUGUGAUUUCAGUUAUAUGUGAUUUCAUCCACCAUAUUCUGUCCACCUUGGAGUGUCAUUUGAAAAGCCAUUCUGAAUUUGGAUUUACAAUGUUCUUAGGCUUUUAGUGGAGUUCCAUCCAAAAAUAUGAUGAAAGGAGGUUAGUUUUCAGAAGCAAGAUUUUUAACACUCAGCCCUUGGAAUUUGAUUUUGCUCAUAAAUUCUGGAAGCCCCUAGAAUAAAAGCAUUCUUUUACUUAAAUGAUCACAUGUACAGACAAAUGUAGAUUUGUCUGUUUUAUUGUUCUUAUACAUCCAUCUGUAAUCUUCCAUAAUUAUAUGAGAAAUGGAUCCCAGCUCUCUAGUUUACAUAAAUGCAAAAAAAAAAAACAACCCUUUGCCCUUACAGUUAAACUUCCCUCUUUUUCACCUGCAAAAAUUUAAGCCUAAAGGCCACACCUUGCAUUCUCUGUUUAUCCAAAGCAGCAUAAGGCAUGCAAGAUAUACAUUAAAGGUUCCUUUAAUUUUGUGUUUUUAUUGAUGAACUCCUCCCCUUCCUAGAGGAGUUUUAAAGAAUUUAUCACCCAAGAUUGAUUCUCAUACUUUUUGGGUGCUACAUAAAACUGGACCAAUGUCUAAUAAUUAUCUAAGUAAGCAUUUUUCCUGUGCCCAGGCACAGCAAUUUCUAGUGCAGGCAGAAAAGUAUCUAAUAAUUAUAUGCAAAAAGAGGGACAAAGAGAAAAUGCUUAUAAUGAUUUUAAAUGUAUCUCUGUUUCAACCAAACUUUCUGAGACUGGAUUUCUAAGCAUGCUAAUCUGGAAAUAAGUUUCAUGGAAAUUCAUGGGACUGAUUCCAUGUAAAGUAUUCAGGAGCGGCAUGCCAGGUUUAUGCCAGUCUAUGGUUUUCAUGAAACACUCCUCCAUUCUAGAUGUCUUUUUCAUUAUUUAUUCAAUACUUAAAAUUUUGAUUAUUCCAUGUGUAAAAUCUUCCUUUGCAGUAGCUGACAUUCUUAAUAACCUUGUGGAGAUGCAGUGUACAAACUACCUCCACAGCAUUUAGUAAUGCAAAACAUCACAGUAGCAAUUUUUGCCAAUCUCCCUUUCUCAUGGAAGCGCUCCCUGAAACCCAAAAGUAGGUUCCUGAGUGUCAUUCACCCUUCAGGGACCUACUUCCAGGUCACAGGGAGUGCUUCUGGGGCGAGAGGGAUCAGCUAAAAUUGUACCUCCCACACACACAACACGUGCAGUGCAACACUGUAUUACUAAAUGCUGUAAGGGCACUUUGCAUGCAGUGCCUCUGCACCAUUAGUCAGGAUGUCAACCACUGUAUCUAUAAUUUAGCUGAGAUAAAAUAAUUAUCAGGUAUGCCAUAUAUCACUAAAAGCUGUCAUUCCUCCAACACCAAUAUUUUAAAAUGAUCAAGCAUGCACUGUUCUAACAAAUGAUUCUAAUAAUAUUUAUUCUGUUUCACUCACCAAUCAGGAAGUAUAACACCUCAGUCACAGAUAAAUUAAAUCUAUCCCACAGAUUUCAGUAUAAAUUAAUUCCACAUAUAAUUGUGGAUCAAGCAAAGGAUCCACACAUAGAAUUGGUGUUCUGUUGAAUAAAUGAGGAAGCCCACCUACACAGCAACUGCUUCCCCAUGGGGCUCUGAAUGGUGGAAAAUUUGUUUACGAUAUAGAUGUAAAAUACUGAUUCUCAGUAUGAUUCCCAGGCCAUGGACAAAUAAUAGCUGCAUCAGGAAAUGAAAAAAAUGAGAGCAAGGGACAAGAACUUGACAAAAGUAUAUGACAGUGUAUUUUGGAAGAGCAGCAUCUUUGAGUGCAAAGAUUAGACAGUAGUGUAUCUUUUUCAUUAUAUUUUAAACAGUAUUUCAAUUAGUCCUAUAUAUCCUGCAUGCCACAUUAAGCCUGGUGAUGGGGCAGCUGUCAACAUUAUUAGAUAUCCUAGCAAUUUUGGUCCAUAUGUUAACUUUAGAGGGACAUUUUGUGACGUGCACACAUUAACUACAGAAGUCUUUGGAAAGAGAGAAAAAGGUUUUUCUUUCUUUCACAGGAUAUAUAGAACUAGUUGAGAUACUGUUUAAAAUAUAAUGAAAAAGUCUCACCUUCAACUGAUGCAAAUAUUCUCUCUAAAAUGGAAAUCUAUAUUACAAUAGAAUCAAUAGGUUCUAGUCAUAUCCACUUUUUCAUAUUCAGUGCACUCAGAGUGGCUCAAAAGUAAAAUGAGAAUUACACAAAAAUAGCAACAUGAAUGCAUAUUCUAGUAAUCUGAUGUUCAAUUGCAAAUGAAUAACACCCAUCAAAAACUAAGAGCUGCUCCAGACAUUUGCUGGGCAACAAAAGGCUUUGCUUGGUGAAGGAGUUGUAAAGGUGCCCCUUUCUUCCAUCUUGCACCUGAAGUAAUGCAUAAUUUGGGUAUUCUAUGCAUAAGCUUAUAUGUGCAGCUGCCCCAUUAAUGCAAUCUUAUCAGCAUCCUGUGAAGAACCAUAUAGAAUUGGGUGUUUACAUGAUACAUGCUCAGGGUUGCCUUUGCCACUCAGUUUAGAGAUGCAGCCUAAAGCUCUGUGGAGUAUCUGUGUGGACAUAAAGCUCCACUUGUGCAGAGCAUCCCCAAGUACAAAAGAGAACAAAGCAUCCCCUGCAGUGUCCUUACCAGAACCACUUGAUCAGGACAUGAUCUUGCACUCAGAUUGCUCCUACAGAGUCAGCCGAAUACUUUUGCUGCUCAAGAGGCAAACUGAUCUUUUCGUUCCACUGUUUUCUCACAGGGGUCAGUUUACAAUGUUUUAAGAAAUAUAGCAAAUUCUCUAUAAACAACAAAUACAAACGAAUCUGACUUUAUGAAAAAGUUCUUCUAACUCAAGCAUUUUAGCUCUGGGUUUAUAACACCACACAAUAUAUAACCUUGUCAUAAUCAAACACAUAAGCAAAUGCCAAAUGGUUUCAACUGCAUUAAGCAGACCUAACCUUAUGUUGGCUUAUGGAUUCUUAAUCUGAAGCUCUUCUCAUAUAAGUACAGAUUGUUUACUAGUUUUUCUGAAUCAAUAUAAUUUCAUGGUCUCAGUGAUUAUUUUGGCAUUGAAUUCUACUGGACAAUUAGUACUGUGUAAAAAAAUAUUGUUUUCUGCUUUAAAUAUAUUUGCACUGAACUUAAUUGAACUUCCAUUAGUUUAAUUAUUGAAGGGCUGAAUAACAGCGCCAGCAUAAUCUUCCAUUUUAUAAUGAAUUUUUUAAAUCCUCACUAAAAGCUUUGUAAAGAAUAGAAGAUCAAUACUGUGCCUCAUUGUCUUUGCUGAGAAAUGGGGAGAAAGCACUAAUUUGCCUGUAAGUAAUUUUUGCUGCUAUUCUCUGAUUAAAGGAGUUAAUUCACCUACUGGCAGCAUUGUAUACCAGAAGGUACUCAGACUAUAGAAAGAUUAUUUAAGAAUAAUGUAAAGUUUAUGUCCCCAUAAGAGCUUCCUGUGUUCAGUGACAUGCAGCACAAAUAUAUGUAUGCACAAGCCUCAGAAGCUCUAUUACUGCCAAGUAAAUAUACAUAGAAUUGGAGCCUUAGCACUUAGUUUGCAUAUUACAAUAUGCAGGGGGAAAUAGUGGAGGUAUUAAAACGUAGAAAUGGAAUCCAGUCAUGGAAUCCUUUUCUGCCUCAUAACAUAUUGUGCAAAAGAGUUUUGGGGUUGCCCCCAAAUUACAGAAGACUAGUAGAGGCGAGUGGUGGGAGCGGAUCCUAUGGCUUGUGGACUUCUUUCUGCCCCUAGAGAGCCUUUGGUUCACUAUAUAGAGUCAGCAAAAGUGGUUUGAGGAGAUCACUCAAUUAACCAGGGACCUAAUAUUGACAUGCCUUUAAGAUGGGCAUUAGACUGAAUUUAUAGCUUCACAUUUCAGAUGCAUUGCAUAACUGGUAGGACUGUUGGAGCUUAGAGAGUACAUCCACUUUACAUCUGAACCCACAUCCUCUAGGGGCCACUUCAUAUAUAUCUAUUUCCCUGUAAAGGUAAAGUGUGCCGUCAAGUUGAUUCUGACUCCUGGCGCCCACAGAACCCUGUAGUUUUCUUUGGUAGAAUACAGGUGGGGUUUACCAUUGCCACCUCCCGCGCAGUAUGAGAUGAUGCCUUUCAGCAUUGUCCUAUCUAUAUUGCUGCUGCCCAAUAUAGGUGUUACCAGCGGGGAUUCAAACCGGCAGCCUUCUGCUUGUUAGUCAAGCAUUUCCCCGCUGAGCCACUUAAGUCAGUAGUUGCUGCCAAAAACCACAGACAGCAACCACAGACUCCCACUCAGUGAGUCAGUUGCUCAUUCUGGUAAUCUGUGGAUACAAAAUAAUAUUUCAACUCCCCUAUUCCAUCCAUAGAGUGUUAACAUUAAUGAUGGACAUGCCUUCUCAGUCUCGAUUCAGACUGGGUCACCUAAAACAAGCAAAUUUGUCCAGAUCUGAGUUCCAGAUGCUUCUGAUGUCACUGGGAAAACAAUAACUGGAGGCUCACAGGCCCCCCACUACUGCCCCCUUCCCUCCAAAUGUAUCUGUUGGUGAUGAGAAGAACCGCUGCUGUGGUCUUGAUUAAGCCUAGAAUGCAGCAUCAGUGUCCCGUGUGCCAAGAUUCUGGGGCACCAUUGUUGCCCAGGGCUUUUGGGCCCUUUAUACGUACCCAGAUACAUUUCCGCUAGAAAGGCUGACAGGUGGUGGUGGGAGUUCUGAGGAGUGCUGGGGCCCAAAACUGAGCUAAUUAGCUGAAACUGGACAUCAAAAAAGUUUGGGUUCAGUUCAUAAGUAGCUCAGGAAUUCUGAACUUGAAUAAAGCCUAAAUCGUUUGCACUAUAAACUCCCCAAUACUGCACUUCAGUAGUUCAUUACGGCAUGUCUCAAGGUAGUGGCUCUGGUAGUUGCAUAAUGAUGGUGCAUGCAACUGGAACAAAACUAUAGCGGGUAAGAACUUCAUAUCCUAUUGCUUGUGGGUAGAUCACCAGUACUAGCAAAGAUAUACGUAGGUGAAUAGCCCUAAAAAGAACUUGGAUUAUAUUUGGCACACAUGAAAAUGAAAACUUUAGUGAACAUUACGUCUGGCUUUUUAAAUAGGACACUGUCAUAUACUUUUGUUGCAGAAUUUUAGGUUAUUCAUUUCACAAAAACAUUUUAGAAUGGCUAAUAUUGUUUUGAAUGCCCAAUGAUUUCAGUUUGGAUAUCAAACUAUUUUUAUAUGAAUUUAAACCUUUCCAGGCAGUGCUGUUUAUCCAGGAAUGUUGCCCCUUCUCUAAUAUAUGAAAGCUAAAAAUCAAAGUAGUUUGUUUUCACUUCCACAUUAGUUUCCUACUUUACCAAUUAUAGGAAGUGGCAAAUGGCAGUCACAACAGAUGAGAAUAAUGCAGCACUGGGGGGUGUGUGUGUGUGUGUGUGUGUGUGUGUGAGAGAGAGAGAGAGAGAGAAUGAAUUUCAACUACCUUUCCUUUCCACUCAACUCCUCUGCCACUCAAAAAUAUGUUGCUGAGGAUCACUGAGUCCUCAGAGGCAUAUUUCUGGUGGCACAGAUGCUUCCAGGGGAAGGAAAGUCGUUGAAAUUCCCCACCCUGCUGCUCUGUGAGCAUGGGUGCUGCUUUAGGCAGGAACUCAGUAGCAGCUCUGGUAAUACUCACAUAGCACCCAUGCUUUGUUAGUCUAGGUGUCAGCCAAUGCUUCUGGCAACUAAAUAACUUAAAAUAAAAAUAGUUAAUAAAAAUAGUUAUUAUUACCAGAAUUCAGUAAAACUGUAACAUCUUAAAAGCUAGAUUUUCAGUUGCACAGAUAUAGUGUGUGUGUGGCAAUGCCAUCUGAAAAAUAUCCCAAUUGACUGUAAAAGCAGUAAAAUAAAGGCUGGUUUUUCAUCUGUUAAAACACUUUGAUUAUGCAGCAGGAUGACAGACAAGCAAUGUUAACUACCCACCUUUUGAACAUAAAAUGCACUCCCUUUUUUGAAUGGCUGGCAUUAAUGCUGUUCCUUGGUUCUGUUUUCCUUCCCACAUCAAUAAAACAAAUCUCUAUUCAUAAUCAAAAAGGCAUCCUGAAAGCUCCUGACUUCUUUUUUUAAGUAAAAUUUUAAAAUCACCUGUGUAUUAUUUCCCCAUCCCACUCUCUGAUUGCUACUUCUUGGAGUAGCACCUACAUGAAACAACCAGGUAUUUUAAAGCAAGGAAGGAAAAGAUUUACAGAAUUAGAUCCUUGGAGAAAGGGAGAGUACUGCUGACCUUGCUAUCCCUGAAAAAGUACUUAUCCCAAAUCUGAUGGGAGUCUUACGUUUAACUUCACAAAAUAGUCCUAGAAUAACAAGACACAGUCACAUAAUCCUGGUUAAAAGGUUAACCAGGGUUUUUGAGCCCUGCAGAGCUGAUU
Molecule: messenger RNA, 11263 nt
Organism: Hemicordylus capensis (graceful crag lizard)
Lineage: Eukaryota; Metazoa; Chordata; Lepidosauria; Squamata; Cordylidae
Gene: ZBTB20
Product: zinc finger and BTB domain containing 20
Exons: 14
Coding region: 1174-3438 (754 amino acids)
Biological process (GO): regulation of transcription by RNA polymerase II
Molecular function (GO): protein binding; RNA polymerase II cis-regulatory region sequence-specific DNA binding; DNA-binding transcription factor activity, RNA polymerase II-specific
Source: RefSeq, a predicted model, not a curated record